This is a messenger RNA of Lagopus leucura (white-tailed ptarmigan), 1501 nucleotides long. RefSeq names its product phosphopantothenoylcysteine decarboxylase (gene PPCDC). NCBI's taxonomy places the organism in Eukaryota, Metazoa, Chordata, Aves, Galliformes, Phasianidae. Gene Ontology annotation, molecular function: FMN binding; phosphopantothenoylcysteine decarboxylase activity. The coding region runs from base 394 to 1008 and encodes 204 amino acids. Gene Ontology annotation, biological process: coenzyme A biosynthetic process. The transcript has 7 exons. The record is from RefSeq and is a predicted model, not a curated record. Gene Ontology annotation, cellular component: phosphopantothenoylcysteine decarboxylase complex.
UAAGCGACGCGCGAACCGUGUGGGGGCCGGGUUCUCGCUAGGCCGCAUCUAGGCCGCGGGGCAGAGCCCGCCUAUCCCGCACCACUGUAACCCUUUCUGCUUUGCCUGCUGGACUCCUGCUUCCCGUUCUCUGCCUCAGAGGCGUUUCUCAGAGUUGUGGAGCUGAUUGAAUAGUGAAGGAGGCCUGCGAGCUGUUUGCCUUUGCGGUGGUUCUCGGUUCAUUCCCCAGAACUGUGGUUCGCCUCAAAGAACUGAGCACAACGUGUUAAUUCUCAGCAGAGUGCGGAGGAAGGAUACGUGGCCCCUGCUGUACUGCAGCUAAUAGGUGGAUGCAGUCAGCAAGGAUCUUUGUGCUGGCGAAUCUCAGCUGCUCGGUGAGAGCUUGGCUGGACCAUGGAGCCCUUCUCACUUGCACAAACGAGUUCAUCUGUGCCACAGGAAAAAUUCCAUGUCCUGGUGGGUGUGACUGGGAGCGUGGCUGCCCUGAAACUGCCUCUCCUCAUCUCUGGAUUGCUGGAAAUCCCUGGGCUUGAAGUGAAGGUGGUGACUACUGAGAGAGCAAAACAUUUCUACAAGCCCCAGGAAAUUCCCGUCACCCUCUACAGUGAUGAAGAUGAAUGGCAGCUGUGGAAGGGCCGUUCUGACCCAGUCCUGCACAUCGAGCUCCGGCGGUGGGCUGACCUCAUGCUGGUGGCCCCUCUUGAUGCAAACACGCUGGCAAAGCUGGCAAAUGGUAUCUGUGACAACCUGCUGACUUGUGUCAUCCGUGCCUGGGACCUGCACAAACCCCUGCUGUUCUGCCCGGCUAUGAACACGGCCAUGUGGGAGCAUCCCAUCACAGCUCAGCAGGUGGAGCAGCUGAAAGGCUUUGGCUACACAGAGAUCCCAUGUGUGGUGAAGAAACUAGUGUGUGGGGAUGAAGGUCGUGGAGCCAUGGCAGAAGUGUGGACCAUAGUGGAGAGCGUGAGAAGGAUCCUCGAAGAACGGGGCUUGCCAGCACAGAGCUGAUUGCUUGCCAUGGGAAUUGCCUUCCUGGCAAUUCAGAGAUAAAACCGACAGGAAACCGAGUCGAGAUGGCGUGUGUCCCUGCAGCUCAACUGAAGGAGAGAAACGGUUGUGUUCCAGCUGGUACCAAACUGAAAUGUGGUACAGCACUGCAGACUUUUAGAAGCCUAAGCCAAGACCACGUUUCUUUAUUGUGGGAAAACCGUGGUAUCUCACAGAGGGGGAGUAACGUUCCUCCAGGCCAAGCAGCCCCGUUUGUUUCACCUGUGAUCCUUUCUGAGAAGGCUGCAGAAGGAAUUGCCCUUGUGUCCCCAGCCCAGCGUUGCCCCAAGGGCAGCUGGAGUGGUGUGCUUGCUGUCCUGGCAAUAGGAACGUGGGUGUGAGGACAUCCUUGCUCUCCAGCGUGGUCCUUGGCUGUGCUGCCUUCUCCUUUCCAGCAGGAGUCACUGUCCAAAAAGUGUUCUUCCCCUGAGAGCUUAAUAAAAAAGAGAGCUUU